AUGAACAACAGGAUGGACGACCUCUCCAACGAUAAUGAAAUCACUUACUGUCGAGGAGCUCUUCUCCUUCAAAGUUCCAAAGCAGACGCAGACAGCAUUUUGAUCCCGAGGCCGAAUGGCGGCUUCACAUGUAGACACUGCUACCUGACCAUCAACAACUCUGAGACCAGUGAAACCACAAUCUCAAGCAAAGACUGGUCACUCAUCGUGAGCUGUCACGUGCAAGCUUGUGCAUCGUUUCGAGAUCGAAGGGCAGCGUUCUGCUGCUAUGGUUGCUUUAAGCAUGGAAACAUCUCCACCGAGAUUUCAGCAGUGAAAAUGAAGGAUCAUCUGCGAACUUGCGAAUUGAUCAAAGCACUGAACGACACACAUAUGAGAGGUCAAAGAAGGGAAACCAGGCAGUCUUCGGAUCUAAAGUUUUCAAAAACAUCAAAGGCGGAACCAUGGAAAUCGCCAGCCCGCGAUCUGAAGCCAAUGGGGGCUCCAACUCCAGGGAUGAACGCUUCACAGAGCUCGAAUAUCUCACCUUCUGAAUCACGGAAUCCGUUCAGGCCAACUCAACCUGUUCUUCCGAUCGAUCCCAGAGCACCUGCCACCCCUGCUCAGCAAAUGCAACCAAGCACAACUUCAACAUGGACCCCAUCCUCACCUCUGACGUCAAGACUCAAGGCAGAAGCUCCGAGCCAAGGGGAGAAAAUUUCUUCCGCUUCGAACGUCCAACGGACCAAGGACAGUACUUUAACAAACAAGGCCGGGCCGAACACCCCAGAUGUGUUUAUCAUACCGGGCGGUUUCGAUGCUUACGACUCUCCGACGUCAAGACAAGAGUUCAAGCGACCGCCGUUCCCGGAAAUCUCUCCGACAAUCCCACGAGCUUCAUUUCCUGAUGAAACCCAUGCCGAGGCGAUUCGAAGGAAAGCUGUAAACAUGGAGCUACCAGUACAGGCUCCAUCAGUACCGCCAUCAUCAUUUCCGGGUGCACCGCCUCCUGACUCCAGCCCGGGCCAGCCGAUGCCACGCCCGGUCCAAAAUCCGAUUAUUGACCCAAGACGUGCUGCUGAAGCAGCUGAUAUUAGGAAACUCGAAUUGCUGGGAAUCCCGGCACACAAGGCCAAACAUCUCCUCCAACAAGCCAACGGCGACGUGAAUAAGGCCGCUGAUCUUUCAUUCUCCGGCCACGACACACUCAGUAGUGGGACACAGAUGGGCUCGCAGUCUAUGAACCCAGUAGCGUCCCCGAUGCCUGCUGGUUCUGGACCCGGACAGUCGACAGAGAGACGGAGUCGACGCUCGAAAUAG
Molecule: messenger RNA, 1299 nt
Organism: Rhinocladiella mackenziei CBS 650.93
Lineage: Eukaryota; Fungi; Ascomycota; Eurotiomycetes; Chaetothyriales; Herpotrichiellaceae
Exons: 1
Coding region: 1-1299 (432 amino acids)
Source: RefSeq, a predicted model, not a curated record